Molecule: messenger RNA, 931 nt
Organism: Pseudonaja textilis
Lineage: Eukaryota; Metazoa; Chordata; Lepidosauria; Squamata; Elapidae
Source: RefSeq, a predicted model, not a curated record
AACCCGAGACAUAGACCGAAAGAAGGAGCAGGCGGAGAGCUCGCGAGGGAAGGGGACGCGGAGGGCAGCCUUCGUGAGACGGGUAGGCGCGGCUGCCGACGAAGACGCGAAGGCCCGGGUCUGGAGCUUUGGCGUUGCCGUUGGAGAAGACUCCUGGGAAGCUGCGGAUUUGGGAGGAAACACAUAGGUGUCCUACAUGAAUUACGAAAACCCUCCACCAUAUCCUGGCCCGGGCCCAACUGCCCCUUACCCACCAUAUACUCAACAACCAUCAGGCCCUGGUCCGUAUCCUGCCUAUCAGCCGGGGCCUACAGGGCCAUAUCCAGCUGGUCAACCAGGCUACAAUGGUUACCCACCAUACGGAUGGCAGAAUGCUCCACCUCCAGGACCAGUCUAUGCAGAUGGACCUAAAAAUACAGUGUAUGUUGUGGAAGAACAGAGAAGAGAUACCUCUGGUGAAAGUACCUGCCUGACAGCAUGUUGGACUGCAUUGUGCUGCUGCUGCCUUUGGGACAUGCUGACCUGAGAUUCCUGAGAAGCAAAGAGCCUUUUCGAUACCUCUCUCUCGGAGUGCUAUGCAGUCUCUUCCUUCUCCCCCUCCUGCUUCUCUUGUCUUUUCUUUUCGGCAGCUUUUUAGUACUGUAAUAAAUGAGAUGCUUUGUCCGAGCAUAACAUGCCUGCCAGAGUUGGAUGCAUGAAGCUGAAUGCAUCCUUUUUGAUUUGAGUGGAGAAUCCCCCUCCCCUCUUCUUGAUUGUUCUUUAAAUAAUGUACUAUAUUUUGUUUAACAAGCUUUUACUAUAAAUUAUGUAUUCAUAAUUUACACAUACUUAGGAAUGGAGUAAAAUGCAAUAAUUUAAGGCAUUUUUGGUUUUCUUACUUGCUUAAUUUUCUGUUUUAAUAAACUUUGUCCAAUAAAAUAUGAUCCAGAAA